Messenger RNA from Cariama cristata (Red-legged seriema), 396 nucleotides. RefSeq names its product meiosis/spermiogenesis associated 1 (gene MEIG1). The transcript has 4 exons. The record is from RefSeq and is a predicted model, not a curated record. Gene Ontology annotation, cellular component: nucleus. Lineage: Eukaryota; Metazoa; Chordata; Aves; Cariamiformes; Cariamidae.
AUGGUGACUCAGGAAGUGCCACACGUAUAUAGAUGUCUUGAAGAAGCACAUUCAUGAGAUGAAUUCAGUACAUCCUAUAAAGAAGUACUUAACAUUUGUAAUAUGAAAAAGUCUGAAGUUUCUGGAGCCAUGGCUAAAGCUGACAUCAAACCGAAAUCUAUACAUUAUGCCAGAAAAUGGUCGGAUGAUGUAGAGAACUUAUACAGAUUUCAGCAAGCUGGAUACAGAGAUGAGGUUGAAUAUAAACAAGUAAAACAAGUUGAUAUGGUAGAGUGUUGGCCAGAAACUGGAUUUGUUAAGAAACUUCAGCGAAAGGACAAUACGUUCUAUUAUUAUGAUAAGCAAAGGGAAUGUGAAGACAAAGAAGUCCAUAAAGUGAAAGUUUAUGUUUAUUAG